Molecule: messenger RNA, 1914 nt
Organism: Lathyrus oleraceus (garden pea)
Lineage: Eukaryota; Viridiplantae; Streptophyta; Magnoliopsida; Fabales; Fabaceae
Product: probable aspartyl protease At4g16563
Exons: 1
Coding region: 191-1630 (479 amino acids)
Biological process (GO): proteolysis
Cellular component (GO): extracellular region
Molecular function (GO): aspartic-type endopeptidase activity
Source: RefSeq, a predicted model, not a curated record
GAUAACAUCAUCCUAAAAUGCGCCCGCCACCAGCAACAGUAACUUUAAUCAUACUCUCUUCUUUAUAAACAAUCUCUCUUCCCUCCAUCCUGCCUUGUAAUCCUCAAUUCAAUUCAAAUCCCCUCUCUCUCUCUCUAUCUCAUUAUUACUCUCUCUUCUGUUCUCUCUUCCUCUUAAUAACAAACAAUCAAUGUCUUCUCCCAUGUUGCUUCUUCUACUACUACUAUGUUUCAUACUCUGUUUUUCACCCUCGUCUCAAAUUAUUCUAUUACCCUUAACACACUCAAUUUCCAAUACCCAAUUCAACAGUACCCACCACCUCCUCAAAUCGACCUCAACCCGCUCCAUAAAACGCUUCCACCACCAACACAACAACAACCACCACCAACCCCAAGUUUCUCUCCCACUCUCUCCCGGUAGUGAUUACACACUUUCUUUCAACCUAGGUUCACACCCUCCACAACUCAUAACUCUCUACAUGGACACAGGCAGUGACCUUGUCUGGUUCCCUUGUUCUCCUUUCGAAUGCAUCCUCUGUGAAGGAAAACCACAAACCACAAAACCCGCAAACAUCACAAAAGCACACUCUGUUUCCUGUCAAUCCCCUGCAUGUUCCGCUUCACACGCAACCUUGUCUUCUAGUGAUCUCUGUGCUAUUUCUCGUUGCCCUUUAGACUUCAUUGAAACUUCUGAUUGUUCUUCUUUCUCUUGUCCACCUUUUUACUACGCUUAUGGCGACGGAAGCUUCGUCGCUAAUCUAUAUCGUCACACACUUUCUCUUUCUUCUCUUCUUCUUCAUAACUUCACGUUUGGUUGUGCUCAUACCGCCCUCGCUGAACCCACCGGCGUCGCUGGUUUCGGCCGUGGACUUCUCUCUCUCCCUGCUCAGUUAUCCACUCUCUCACCUCAUCUGGGUAAUCGUUUUUCUUAUUGUUUGGUUUCUCAUUCAUUCGACAGUGACCGAGUUCGUCAACCGAGUCCACUCAUUCUCGGCCGUUACGAUACUACCGCCGGAGAAGAUAUUGAGUUCGCCUACACUUCCAUGCUUUCGAAUCCUAAGCAUCCUUAUUAUUACUGCGUUGGUCUCGCCGGAAUAUCCGUCGGGAAGAAAACUGUGCCGGCGCCGGAGAUUCUCAAAAGGGUUGACGAGAAAGGUAACGGCGGGAUGGUAGUUGAUUCUGGAACUACGUUUACGAUGUUGCCGGAGAUUUUUUACAACGCGGUGGUUGCUGAGUUCGAUAAACGAGUUGGACGAGUUCACAAGCGAGCGAGUGAGAUAGAAACGAAAACGGGUCUUGCUCCGUGUUAUUAUUUAAAUGGAUUUUCACAGAUACCAACGAUGACGUUGCAUUUUGUUGGGAAUAGUUCGGGUGUGGUGUUGCCUAGGAAGAAUUAUUUUUAUGAAUUUUUGGACGGUGGUGAUGAGAAGACAAGGAAAGGGAAAGUUGGAUGUAUGAUGCUGAUGAACGGUGGUGAUGAGACUGAGUUAGAUGGUGGACCUGGAGCUACACUAGGGAAUUAUCAACAGCAAGGAUUUGAGGUAGUGUAUGAUUUGGAGAAAGAGCGCGUGGGUUUCGCAAAGAAAGAGUGCGCGUUACUUUGGGAUAGCCUUAAUAGUGAGAAAAACUAACGUCCACGGUGUUCUGAGUAUCACUCGAUUAUUUGCAUCUAACUGAAGUUUCACUUAUGGGUCGGGUCGGGUCGGGUCUAAUGUAAAUGUUAAAUAAUGCGGCGAUGAUUCAUCCAUGGCCCGUUAUCUUAUAUGUGUACAUGAGCCAAGUUGAUAAGAUAGAUUUAAUUUAAUUUAAUGUUUGUUUAUAUUGUACUAAUAGACAUUAUUAAUUCAUUAUGUAAUUAACACUCGGUAAAAAGUGGAAUCUGAAUAGAGUGGUGUAUGUUUUAGUUAUUUGUUAA